AUGGGCAAAGUCAAGCAAUCCAAGCGCAAUGGCGCUCCCUCCAGUCCUUACGAACGACCAUCGGGCGGCUCAGGCAAUUCCAACAAGAACAAUGUCUUCAAAUUCAAUACCAACUUCGGCCAGCACAUUCUCAAAAACCCCGGCGUGUCCGACGCAAUUGUCGAAAAGGCCUACCUGAAGCCCACAGAUACCGUACUAGAAAUCGGUCCCGGAACGGGUAAUCUGACAGUACGCAUCUUGGAGCGCGCCAAGAAAUGCAUCUGCGUAGAGUUGGAUCCUCGCAUGGCGGCAGAAGUGACGAAGCGUGUGCAGGGAACACCCGAGCAGAGGAAGCUGGAGGUUAUUCUAGGCGAUGUAAUCAAGACCGAACUACCCCAGUUUGAUGUCUGCAUUUCAAAUACGCCGUACCAAAUUUCAAGUCCCCUCGUCUUCAAACUCCUCGCCAUGCCCAACCCUCCCCGCACAUCCGUACUCAUGUUCCAGCGCGAAUUCGCCCUCCGCCUAACCGCCCGCCCCGGCGACCCCCUCUACUCCCGCAUAUCCGUCAACGCCCAAUUCUGGGCCAAGAUCACACACAUCAUGAAGGUCGGCAAGAACAACUUCCGGCCCCCACCACAGGUCGAAUCCUCAGUAGUACGAAUCGAGCCCAAAGUAGGCAAGGACAGACCAAACGUAAGCUGGGAUGAAUGGGACGGCCUACUCCGCGUGUGCUUUGUGAGGAAAAACAAGACCCUAAGGGCAAGUUGGCUAGGCACAAGGGAGGUAUUGACAAUGGUUGAAAAGAAUUACCGCACGUGGUGUGCCAUGAAUGGCGUGGCAGUGGAUGAGUCGCUCGUGGAGGGCGGUGAUGCAGAGGAGGACCUGGAUAUGGAGGGUGGUGAUGCUGGUGCCGGUGAAGAGGACGGCAUGGACGUGGACGAUGACGACGCCCCGGAUUUCUUCAAUGAGGCGAACAGCUUGGCUACCAAUGUGCCCAAGACGAAGAGUAAGCGCAAGAAGACAAAGGUUGCGGAGCUGGUGCGGGAGAAGAUUCGCAAGGUGUUGGAGGAUGUGACCGAGUUAGCGGAUAAGCGUGCUGGCAAGUGUGAUGAGACUGACUUUCUGCGCCUGCUCUUUGCAUUCAACGAGGAGGGAAUUCAUUUUUCAUGA
Messenger RNA from Pochonia chlamydosporia 170, 1149 nucleotides. Its product is annotated as dimethyladenosine transferase. The transcript is spliced from 2 exons. The record is from RefSeq and is a predicted model, not a curated record. NCBI's taxonomy places the organism in Eukaryota, Fungi, Ascomycota, Sordariomycetes, Hypocreales, Clavicipitaceae. Gene Ontology annotation, cellular component: mitochondrial matrix. The coding region runs from base 1 to 1149 and encodes 382 amino acids. Gene Ontology annotation, biological process: rRNA methylation. Gene Ontology annotation, molecular function: rRNA (adenine-N6,N6-)-dimethyltransferase activity.